GAAGUUCAAGCGCUAACCAGUGAGGGUUUGACUUCUUUAGCCUUAUCAGUCAACAGAGGAUUGUUUCUGAAGGCGUUCCUACUGCAACAGCUCUUGUCAGGCUGAGUGCUGCCCCUCCCUCGCUGUUACAUGGCGCUGCUCAAGGAACAGGGUGACAUGAGCUCCCAGGUGCAGAGAGGCUGUAUUUAGGUUCUAACAAAAUGGAAGCCUAACCAAAAGAAGAUGAGAAGCUCUUCUCUUGAAAUGGAGAAACAAAAGCAUGCAGCUAUCGGUUUCCUUAUUUGUCUCAGAAGCUGACAUUUUUGGUUUUCAAAGCAGUGCUCAGUUGGGUUUGGGUGGUUUUAGCUCACGCCAGCCAACUUUGAAGCUGAGCCACGCUUUGUCUUACGGAGUUUGGGGUGCCUGCAGCCCACCCUUAUUACCACUUUUUAUUCCCCCCUGCCAAACUGAAUCCUAAAACUUCUUCCAAAACUCUAUUUCCCAGCACGACCCCCAGCACUGAAUGUUCCUCCUGCAAUUUUUCCCUGCGUGCUGCUGUAUGCACUCGAAACCAAACCCUUUCUCCUUAAGAGCUUACUCCUAGAUGUUUGGUUUUACAAUAAAUCCAUCAUCCAGGUGGGGCAGAGUCCUUCCUUGUUUAUUUUCCAACAACAGUGCCAAAGAUCUGUGGCACAAGAGCUGCUCUGUUUGAACAGCAGCCAGCAUGCCCUUUGCUCAGAAAACAUUGCAGGGGGAACUGAGAUAAGGGAUGGCUGCAAACCAAGAAUGUCAGCAAGACCAGCUGCUGGCUUAUUUCCUCCUCUGUUUUUUUUUAAAUUCAGCUUCCUGCUUGCUUGCUGGGCUGAAGUCACUUGGGGAGGGCGUUAUGUCACAGAGAGCUCAACUCCCUUUGAGCUUUGAGUGCUGAUAGGCAGUAUUUUUGUUUUAAUUUCUUUUAGUAUUUAAAGUCAGUUUAAACUUCUGCCUUUCUCUUUUCUCUUUCUCCUUUUCUUUCUCUUUUUUUCCUUCUCUUUCUUCAUCUUUUUCUUUUCUUUCUCUUUCUCCCUUUCUUUCUCCCUUUCUUUCUGCCUUUCUUUCUGCCUUUCUUCCUCCCUUUCUUUCUCCCUUUCUCCCAUCGUUUCACCCUUUCUACAUUCCCCUGCAGCAGACCACGAGCCCUCUCCCCACCCACGUUUUCGCCAUGUCCGCUCCAGAUCCCCACAACUCUUCACACCCGGGGCUUUCCCGGCCCCCCAACACUCAACUCUCUCCUUGCUAUUGCAGUGUGCUGAGGCAGUUGCUGCCAGAGCACUGGUUACGUGGAUGUGAUUAGUGAGACACGACAUUUCCUUGCCAGCCAUGGGGAAAGGAGCCCAAGAAAAAACACACCCCGACCAAGAAGAAGUGCUGAGCCCUCCAAGAGAUGAGGAAAAACAAUACAAAUGGGUUGUGCAGCUGCAGUCUCACUCACCACAUCCCCAGUUCUCCCACGUGUGCCCAGCCACGUGGAUCGGCUUCCAAAGCAAGUGCUACUAUUUCUCAGAGAAUGAAACCAACUGGAAGACCAGCUUGGAAAACUGCAAGGCCUUGGAAGCCUCCCUGACCUCCAUAGACAGCCAGGAGGAACUGGAUUUCAUCAUGCGCUACAAGGGCGAAGCAAACUACUGGUUCGGGCUGCACGAGGAUGGCGACGGCCAGUGGAGGUGGACCAACGGCACAGCCUUCAACACCUGGUUUGUGGUGCGAGGAGGUGGCCCUUGUGCGUACCUAAACCAGGAGAAGAUCAGCUCAGGCCUCUGCCACACGGAGAAAUACUGGAUCUGCAGCAGACCCAACAACUACGUCCUCUGGAGGCAAAAGAUUUACCCCGAAUAAAAGAUUCCACAAACAUAAAGCUUGUGCCAGUGCCGCAAGAUAAAAUAGCACAAAAAUUGGUAAAAACUUACUUAAAUCUGCUUCUUUGCAGCAACAGUAUUGCUGAGUUUCCUUUCUGCUCAGAUUCUUGCAGGCUCAGUCAAUCUUAUGUAGUGUCCAGCGACGAGAGAGAUCUGGGUGUUUUAGUUGACAGCAAGCUGAACAUGAGCCAGCAGGGUGCCCUGGCAGCCAGGAGGUCCAGCCAUAUCCUGGAGUGCAUCAAGCACCGCAUCGCUAGUCAGUCGAGGGAAGUGAUUGUCCCGCUCUACUCUGCGCUGGUGCGGCCUCACCUCGAGCACUGUGUGCAGCUCUGGGCACCGCAGUACAAAAAGGACGUAAAACUGUUGGAGAGUGUCCAGAGAAGGGCUACAAAGAUGGUGAAGGGCCUAGAAGGGGAAGACGGAUGAGGAGCGGCUGAGGUCACUGGGCCUGUUCAGCCUGGAAAAGAGGAGGCUGAGGGGAGACCUCCUCACGGUCUACAGCUUUCUCAGGAGGCGGAGUGGAGGGGCAGGCGCCGAUCUAUUCUCUGUAGUGACCAGCGAUAGGACCCGCGGGAACGGUGUCAAGCUGAAGCAGGGGAGGCUUAGGCUGGACAUCAGGAAGAGGUUCUUCACCGAGAGGGUGGUCGCACACUGGAACAGGCUCCCCAGGGAAGCAGUCACUGCACCAAGCCUGUUGGGGUUUAAGAAGCGUUUGGACUGUGCUCUUAGUCAUAUGGUCUGAAUUUUUGGGUAGACCUGUGUGGGGCCUGCAGAGUAAGGAAUAUUCUCUGAUUCUAUUCUAUGAUUCUACUCAAGUCAGCAACACUCCUGUUUCUUUCUCUGAUUGUUCAGCAGAAAAUCGUUUUAUAUUUUUCUACACUUGCAAAAGCCAUGUUUUUAACGAUAAACCUGAAACCUGCGAAUCU
Molecule: messenger RNA, 2800 nt
Organism: Cygnus atratus (black swan)
Lineage: Eukaryota; Metazoa; Chordata; Aves; Anseriformes; Anatidae
Product: C-type lectin domain family 2 member B-like
Exons: 5
Coding region: 1339-1854 (171 amino acids)
Source: RefSeq, a predicted model, not a curated record